AUGUCACAGUGCGGCAAAAUGAUACCUUUACCUACACACGAUCUACCACCGUCAUUCCGUGGUCACUUGGUAAAAUAUUUGAACCGCAUAACCGUAGCUGUACAGCAUGUUCGCGCUCCUAUCAAACUGAUGCACAUUCCAGUAAGAAUUAUUCCUUCCGUUGGAGUCGAUGAAAAUCCCAAAGCAGAGAGUAAUCCAUUUUUGUCCGGAGGCAUAUCGCAUGCAACUAUAUCACAGGUACGUAAGAAGUAA
Ostertagia ostertagi is the source of this 252-nucleotide messenger RNA. NCBI's taxonomy places the organism in Eukaryota, Metazoa, Nematoda, Chromadorea, Rhabditida, Trichostrongylidae. The record is from the annotation of a GenBank genome assembly.